Molecule: messenger RNA, 1692 nt
Organism: Mesoplodon densirostris (Blainville's beaked whale)
Lineage: Eukaryota; Metazoa; Chordata; Mammalia; Artiodactyla; Ziphiidae
Gene: ZNF385B
Product: zinc finger protein 385B
Exons: 10
Coding region: 70-1692 (540 amino acids)
Cellular component (GO): nucleus
Molecular function (GO): nucleic acid binding; zinc ion binding
Source: RefSeq, a predicted model, not a curated record
CUGUAAGAAAAUAUGUUCAAAUUCCCACUGGCUGACUUAUAAAGAGGCUUUUGGAAUACAACCCAAUGUAUGAAGUAUUCCUUAAGCCCUGACAACUACCCUGAAGAUGGAAUUAUGAAUAUGGCAACUUUUCUACGGGGCUUUGAAGAUAAGGGAAUAAAGAACGACAGACCUGAGGACCAGCUGAGUAAAGAGAAAAAGAAAAUUCUGUUCUCCUUCUGUGAGGUGUGCAACAUCCAGCUAAACUCUGCAGCCCAGGCCCAAGUCCAUUACAAUGGCAAAUCUCACCGCAAACGAGUCAAGCAGCUGAGUGAUGGACAGCCUCCGCCCCCAGCCCAGGGCUCCGGGCCACCGCUGGCCAGCUCCAGCACUUACACCAGCACAGAUAAUCAGGGCUGGAGCCAAGUCUCCGUAGCCCCGUGCAUUACACUGGUCACAUCCUGGAAGUUUUGUUUAUCCAACUUGGUUGCUUUUGAAGCCGGUGAAAGCCCUGCCAGGAUGUGGAGUGGACUUCCUAGCAGAGGCAGUACAUGCCACUCUACUACCCUUCCUGCUCUUGUGCGCACACCUACCCUGAUGAUGCAGCCUUCACUGGAUAUCAAACCAUUUAUGUCUUUUCCAGUAGACAGUAAUUCUGCUGCUGUUGGGCUGUUUCCAAAUUUUAACACAAUGGAUCCUGUGCAAAAAGCAGUCAUUAACCACACAUUUGGAGUGUCCAUUCCCCCAAAGAAGAAACAAGUUAUUUCUUGUAAUGUCUGUCAGCUUCGCUUUAACUCGGAUAGCCAGGCCGAGGCCCACUACAAAGGAAGUAAACAUGCCAAGAAGGUCAAAGCACUAGAGGCAACGAAAAAUAAACCCAAAAUGGUUUCUUCCAAGGACAGCGCAAAGGCUAAUCCCAGCUGCUCCAUCACUCCAAUCACAGGCAACAACUCUGACAAAUCAGAAGACAAAGGGAAGUUGAAAGUCAGCAGUUCCAGUCAGGCAUCCAGCUCUGAAGGUGGCUCAUUUCUCCUCAAACCUGGUACAACACCCCUACCACCUGGAGCAGCCACUUCUCCCUCCAAGAGCACAAACGGAGCUCCUGGUACUGUUGCUUCUGAAUCAGAAGAAGAAAAAGCCAAAAAAUUACUUUAUUGUUCACUAUGCAAAGUGGCUGUGAACUCCCUGUCACAGCUAGAGGCACACAACACAGGAUCUAAACACAAGACCAUGGUUGAAGCUCGUAAUGGGGCUGGUCCAAUUAAGUCCUAUCCUAGACCUGGAUCAAGAUUAAAGAUGCAGAAUGGCAGUAAGGGGUCAGGACUACAGAACAAGACAUUUCAUUGUGAAAUCUGUGAUGUUCACGUUAAUUCAGAAAUUCAGCUCAAACAGCACAUUUCUAGCAGAAGGCAUAAGGAUCGAGUUGCAGGGAAACCACUGAAGCCGAAGUACUGCCCUUACAAUAAACUCCAGCGGAGCCCAAGCAUUUUAGCAGCAAAACUUGCAUUCCAGAAGGAUAUGAUGAAGCCUUUGGCCCCGGCCUUCCUGUCCUCGCCCCUGGCAGCGGCCGCAGCGGUGUCCUCCGCGCUGUCACUGCCACCCCGGCCGUCGGCUUCGCUCUUCCAGGCUCCGGCCAUCCCUCCGGCUCUGCUGAGGCCCGGCCACGGCCCCAUCCGCGCCACUCCCGCCUCCAUCCUGUUCGCCCCGUACUAA